UCGAUUAAUCGUUGGUAUCGUUGCUAUCGAAAUAUUUUCAACUAAAUUCUCAUUUUUUAAUUCAUUUUAAUUGAGUAAAAAGUUAAAAUUAUAUCAAAAUAAAAGAGAAGUAUUGAAGCUAUUUCUUUAGCAACUGCUGCGUAUUUUCGGCGCUUAUUAAGCCGACAGAGCCAUCAAAAUCCAUACUGCAUACAAAUACGAUUUCAAUUAGGGGAAAAAUACGCGCCUGCAGUUCGCCGCACGAUUUCGUACAGUACAGUACGGACGCAGAGGAGCGUUUUUUCCGAAUUUACUGUACUUGCUUUUCGGUUUUUUUGGGGAAAUUCCACUGCAGCUGGCGCGCGAUGGUUUUGACGAACUUCGAGUGCUGGGCACAUGGUGAUCCGUCGUCGUCGGCGGCCGCCACUUUCGAAACUGGAGCGCUGCGUCCUUCGAUGGAUCCGUUCAAUCCACGCGCCGUCACCUUCAUGACCGACGCCAACAACAACAACAACAACAAUGAUGGCAAUAACCUCGCGGCACAACCGAUGCCGGUCGUCCUGCCUCCGGAAGUCCUGCGCUGCAAGAAGCGCCUGAAUCCCGGUCACAAUCCUGUCGGGGAUUUGGACACGGACCAACCGGUGUACACCAAGAGAUGUCGCUACGACGAGUCUGACUUGGCCGCCCAGUACUGCAAUGAUUUCUUUUCCUUGCCUGCCACACAAAUAAUUGGAACGCAGGCCUCUUUGAUGGAUUACGAGAUGCAGGCCACCGGCGGCAUGAUGAUGAUGGAAUCGGAGACGAGUUUUCCAGCGCAGCAGCAGCAACAUCAAGAGCAACAGCAACAUCCACAGCAGCCACAUCAAUAUCAGCGCAUUCAUCAGCAUUAUCAAGGUCAUUUGCAUCGCGCCAACCGUGAUGUGAGUCGUUGCAUGAUGUCGCACAUGAUUUAGGGGCCCUCGUUCACACAAAACUCAAAAUGUACAUAUAUAACCCAAAACAUGUACUGUAGCUGAGAAAAGCGCACAAGAAACACAUGCAACAGUUCACCGAGCGACGCGUCUCUCUUUAUUUGCUAAACAGCCGACAAUGUAUCGAAAAAUGUUCGCAUAUCACUCAGAAAGCAAAUUAACGCAAAGGAGCAAUUGAAUUGAAAAUAUCCGCAAUGCACAUACCUACCAUAUACCAAAAAUUCAAAUUUUGUAAAAAAAAAAAACAAUCAGCUAACGACUCAGCCAAUAAGUAUUCUGUAUAAAUUGUUAAACUCACGAACUAUUGUACAAACAACAGCUAAGUCGAACAUCGAACAUAAACUGUACUUAACUACCUAAAGAAUUGAAAUACGUAAUUAAUUUCAAAAAGUAAUAGUUAGACCUGCGAAACAUUGCAAUCACAAAAAAGCAAGCAAUAUAUGUUAAGUGAAAUGUUCAAUCAGCCUGGAGCGAUUGCUGGGAGCCUUCACAAAGUGAAUUUAAUAUGUGAAGUUGGCUGAUACGCAACCAUAGUCGUAAAUUUAUUUCUAAGGUAUACUUUACCAUUAGUUCAAAUCGUUAUCAACAUAUGCUUUAGGUAUAUUGAUGACUUAGUAGCUUAAGACCGCGGUGAGUGCUUAUAUCUUUUGUAUCAAUUUUUACACUCACAUAUAUUUGCAAUAAACUUAACAGCUACCACCGAUCUUUAUAUAAAUUCUGUUAUACUUAAAUUUUUUUUAUAUACUUUAUUUUUUCUAUUUUAUUCGAAGUUUAAGUUAAUGAAGUCAGCCAACUUUUAAAGAGCACUUUGUGGAAGAUCCAAACAGCAAACGCGAAAGGCCAAGUUAGUGACC
Drosophila melanogaster (fruit fly) is the source of this 1804-nucleotide messenger RNA. RefSeq lists its product as uncharacterized. The transcript is spliced from 3 exons. Bases 345 to 932 code for a protein of 195 amino acids. The record is from RefSeq and is marked reviewed. Lineage: Eukaryota; Metazoa; Arthropoda; Insecta; Diptera; Drosophilidae.